CAUCAGCAUCAUGAAGGGCGGAGCUAAAGAGUACUGGUUCGUUCUGACUGCUGAGACCUUGUCCUGGUACAAAGACGACGAGGAGAAGGAGAAGAAGUACAUGCUACCUGUGGACAACCUGAAACUCAAAGACAUUGAGAAGAGCUUCAUGUCCAGCAAACACAUCUUUGCCCUGUUCAACACCGAACACAGGAAUGUGUACAAAGACUAUCGUCAGCUGGAGUUAGCCAGUGAGUCUCAGGAGGAGGUUGACAGCUGGAAGGCUUCUUUCCUACGAGCUGGAGUGUACCCUGAACGCACCGUGGAUAAAGAGAAGGCGGAGGUGGAGGAGACGAGCGGAGACGGACACAUUCACAGUCUGGACCCUCAGCUGGAGCGACAGGUGGAGAUCGUCAGGAACCUGGUGGACUCGUACCUGUCCAUCAUCCACCGCACCGUCAGAGACCUGAUCCCCAAAACUAUCAUGCACCUGAUGGUCAACAACACGAAGGAGUUCAUCCACGCUGAACUGCUGGCUCAACUUUACUCCUGCGGAGACCAAAACACCCUGAUGGAAGAGUCCCAGGAACAGGCCCAGCACCGUGAUGAGAUGUUGAGGAUGUACCACGCUCUGCGCGAAGGCCUCCACAUCAUCGGUGACAUCAGCACGUCCACCAUCACCACGACGAUGCCUCCCCCAGUGGACGACUCCUGGCUACAGGUGACAGGGAUGCCUUCAGGACGCAGGUCCCCCAUGUCUAGUCCGACCCCCCAGCGUCGGGCCCCUCCAGGACCUCCUCGUCCGGGCGGUCGCGCGGCUCCUGGACCUCCGUCUCGUCCAGCAGUGUCACCUGACCCUGGACCCCUGCCCUCUGUCCCCUCCCGACCCAACAGAGCGCCCCCCCCAGGAGUCCCCAGAAUCUCUAUCAGUGACCAGUGAGGAGUUCACCAAUGGUACGUCAGCUGUCUGUGUGUCACUGUCUCUCACCAACUCUGUGUGUGUCUCUUCGUCCAAUCAGAUCACCUGUCCUCGCCAUGUGACCCCACCCCCUCUCCCAAAGCAUCAUAUAAUUAGGUGUGUGACUGACAGCUCCAUCGACCUGUUACUGACUGACUGUCUGUCUGUCUGUCUGUCUGUCUGUCUGUAUCCAGUCGGAGGGCUCCUGCAUCUCCAUCCCGACCCUCCAGACCGGACUCUGAGUCCUCCCUCUGACACACACAAUAAACACAAUGAGGAGCACAAACACACAUCAGAACCAGAUCCUACUGGUUCCACCUGGUUCCACUGGUUCUCACCUGGUUCCUACUGGUUCGACCUGGUUCCUACUGGUUCCACCUGGUUCCACCUGGUUCCAUCUGGUUCCAUCUGGUUCUACUGGUUUAGGACGGGUCCAACAGGUUCCAACCAUCCACAUAUAAAGAUGGCCGCCGUCUCCACUUCCCCCCCACUGUACACAAAUGAAGCUAAAAUGUUCGGAUAUUCGGAUUUAGAGACUGCGUGAUCGGGUCGGGCGCUGCGGGCGUAAACCGAUAUAUAUCAUAAAGUUCUUGACCCUCUCUGCUGCGAUGUUGUUGUAGCGUCCACCAUUCAUUUAAACAUAUUUACACACUAUUCAGUUCUGAUAGCUACAUCACUUUAGCUUAGCAGUUAGCAAUCUUUCCCAUAUCUUUCUCUGACUCCUUUACUGUUAACAGAAUAAAUGUAGUUUUAUUUUAGGUUUGAAUGCGAGGCUUGAAUUUGAAGCUAACUCGUUAGCUGCUGUAGCUAUCAGCCCGCAGUGUGUAGCUCCUGUUAUGGUUCUGUUGAAUUAACAGAACUGUUUAGAUUGUUCACUCUGUGUUGUAGUUGAUUAUUGGCUCCUUUCAGCUAUAUUGUUGACAGCCUUAAUGCCAGCUGAUUUCAGUGGGUUCAAACUGGUCCACUCGGUUCUUUCUUGUCCCAACAAGCCUCAGCUUGUUCCAGCUGGAUCAAGCAAAUGUUGGUUUAUACUGGUAUCAUUAGGUUCCAGCUGGUUGCUACUGGUUCCACUUGGUUCCAAAAGGUUUCUACUUAUUCCGAUAGCUUAUUCCAAUAUCUUCCUAAUUGGUUCCAGUUGGGUUAUACCAUGGGUUACUGGACACUUGUGUCUGCUGGUUCCAGCUGGUUUCUACUGGUCCCAACUUGUUCCAGUUGGUUUCUACUGGUCCCAACUUGUUCCAGUUGGUUCUAACUGAUUCCAACCAGUUCUGACCACUUCCAGUUGGUUCUUUCUUGUCCCAACAAGCCUCAGCUUGUUCCAGCUGGAUCAAGGAAAUUCGGACUGGUUUCCACUGGUCCAAGUAGGUCCAGCUGUUUCCAACAGACUCCUGGUUACAUCCCAGUGGUUCCAGAAGGUUCCCUCUACUUGUUUCCAAAUGGGUUAUACCAUUGGGUACUGGGUUCACAUAUCUGUUGGUUUCUACUUAUUCGAAUAGAAACAAACAGAGAAUUGUUCAUUGAUUGCCGUGACCUUUGACCCUCGAACCCUCCUGCUUGUCUCUGUUGUUUCACAGUUGUCCUUUUGUGUUUUCUCUUUCUUCAUGUUUGUUGUUUUUCCCAGUCGUCCCAGUAAAGGUAGCCCCGCCCACGGAGAGAGCCCCCAGUCGUCUAUCGAAGGUUAACUGAACCGAGUGUUUGUGUGUCUGCUGAUGCUGUGUUACUGUGAACCUUAUUAAUAAUAAUAAUGAUAUUGAUUAUCAGCACAUUAUAGCAAAUGAUCAGCUAUUGCAAUAUUGAGUGUCUGUCGUCCAGCUGUCUGUCUGCCUAGGAGAGUGAGACAGCUGUCUGCCUGUGUCCUCACACUCACAUUAUGACGUACUGUAGACAGAGAUGGUGUUGAAGUGAAGACCUCUCCCUCCUCUCUGGAUUUCAGCUAGCACUGUUAGCACCAGUUGGAUAGCUGCAUCACCUCCUGAAACAAAACAAGUUUAUUUUUCUUCAUGAAGCUGAAGUUCUUAUUUAUGAUGAAAUGUUUCUUUACAGUGUAAAGUUUACUCAUUAUUUAUUGAUCUAUUUAAUGAUUUAUUUAUUAUCUGCGGUUCUUGUUAAAGUGACAUUAUUGAUGUUAGCUGUCAUCCUGUUAAGGAAAUGUUAGCAUUGGUUUUAACCCAUCCCAGCUGGUUCUAAAGGGUUUUAGCUGGUUCUGAUUUGGUUCUAACUUGUUCCAGCUGGGCUCAGGUGGUUCCAGUUUAUUUUAGCUGCUUGGUACUGGUUCUGUAUGGUUCUGACUGGUUCCAACUUGCUCCCACUGGCUCCAACUAUUUCCAGCUGGCCUCUACUGGUUGUAAUUGGUUCUAACUGGUUCCAGCCGGAGUCAAGUGGUUCCAGUUGGUUCCUGGUUGUGAAACCAGUUAGCAGCAAACAGCCAACAACAACCUUCUAUUCAUACUUCAUUUUUUGGGGCAUUUACCAAAAGUUUUUGUGUGAGUUUUCUGAAAAGAAUGUCAAUUGGAUUUACUUGAUAAAUCAAAUUGAUUGGGAAUGUACCAACUGAACCGUGUCUCUGUUUCAUCUGGAAUUAAUUACUUUAGUAUUUAGUCCACAAUCACAGAACUUUUUCCAGGAAAUUCACCAGGAAAUGAUCAGGAAAUGUAAAAUAAAGUGUUGCAACAUUAUAAAAUAUUAACACAAGCUGUAGAAAUGUAUUCAUUCCUCUGAUGUCUUUAUUGAAAUAUUGUAUGAAUGUUAAUUUAUAAUCCUGUUAAUGAUGAGUAGAUGAAUGGAUCCAGUGUUAACGCUCCACUGGACGACAGACUGAAGGAACCUGAACUCUAACUGCUGAUCUAUUUAUUCUGUGUACGUGUAUCAUGUCGUGGUGAUUCUGUUGAGUUAGUUGAGCUCCGAGCUGCGUUCAAUAACACCUGUUUCACUGUGUUAGCAGAGCGUCUGUGUGAGAUUAAUGUCAGCAUGGAUUUAAAGUUAUAUGGUUUUGAAUGUGCUUUAAUGAUUUAAUGUUGUUACUCUGCAGCAGCGCGUUGAACGCAGCUCGGCCUCCCACACACACACCUGUGAUCGUGGAUAGUUCACUGUAUGGUAUUAAUAUUAAUGUUUACAGAAUAUAUGAAGAUAGUAAUGUACCAUAUAUAUGUGAGGAGCAUAUAUAUAGAUCUAAACACUGAAAUAUGCAGCGGCCCAGACUGUAGUGUAUGUGUGUGUGUGAGUGUGUGUAUGUGUGUGUUACAGUGUGUGUAUGUGUGUACUUUUGUUGUGUACCUUAGUGUCAUGUGAUCAGGGCCAACAGAGACGUGUUGAUGAAUAAAG
This is a messenger RNA of Morone saxatilis (striped sea-bass), 4258 nucleotides long. RefSeq names its product dynamin 1b (gene dnm1b). Gene Ontology annotation, molecular function: microtubule binding; GTP binding; GTPase activity. Lineage: Eukaryota; Metazoa; Chordata; Actinopteri; Moronidae. The record is from RefSeq and is a predicted model, not a curated record. The coding region runs from base 11 to 919 and encodes 302 amino acids. The transcript is spliced from 9 exons. Gene Ontology annotation, cellular component: membrane; microtubule; cytoplasm.